Schizophyllum commune H4-8 is the source of this 1596-nucleotide messenger RNA. RefSeq lists its product as uncharacterized. Bases 451 to 1272 code for a protein of 273 amino acids. NCBI's taxonomy places the organism in Eukaryota, Fungi, Basidiomycota, Agaricomycetes, Agaricales, Schizophyllaceae. The transcript has 3 exons. The record is from RefSeq and is a predicted model, not a curated record.
CACUCAUGUUCUCAACAAGACUCACUGUGAUCAAUGGCGCUUGUGCAAGUCACAAUAGGUCUUCAAGUCAUCGGUAUUCUGUGCGACGUUCAUAAGGCUCCGACUGAAGGGCAGGCACACUCCGUCUGCAGCGGGUGAGCGGGAUCAGCCUCUAGACUGUAGUCAUGCGGAAGCGCACAGCAAUAAAUGGGUCGAUAAGCAACAGGGCGGCGCAAGCAGACGCUUUCCAAGCUUCUUCCAAGCCCUUUCCUCCUCAUCCCAGUGCCACAGCCUUCGCUGUUGCUGCACCCGCGCCACUCCGCAGCGCCGACCGCCUGGCUAACACGCACCCGGCGCCUCGAUCAUCAAUACGCGACGAUCAUUGCAUAACCGGCCUGCCUGUGCCUUCUCUUUCUCCAGCCCCCAUCCGCGCCCCCACACGUACCUUGCUUUCACACUUCUACUUCCACCAUGGUUCGCAAUCAGUUCUACGAUGACCCGACCUCGCUGCCAAGCGGCGUGCAGCGCAUCGCGUACGACUCGGACUCUGGGCGGUACACGUUCCGGGACGAACAGGGACGUGUCUACUUGGGCAACCCCGGCGAGGGUUAUACCGCGUACGAGAACUCCAUCACUGCAAAGGAGACGCGCCCCAUGUUUAAUUCGGAGGACUUUCACGAGUAUAAUCCCGAGCACUCCAAGCUCAAAAGCUUUAGCGACAUCCUCCCCUCCUCCGCUGUCACCGCCGCUACUCCCGUCGACGACCAUCGCCAGAAGCACAACCGCAGCCCGUCCAAGCUCGCCAGCGUCGCGCGCAAGCUCACCAUGAAGAAGCCGAAGGACUCUCCCCGCAAGCGGCAGGAGAUGUCCCCGACGAAGGGCAUGCCCCGCAUGCACGACGUCGUCCGUGACGCGAUGUCAAGGGAGGACAUGGCCGAGCGCGAGCGCGAGCGGGCGUAUCGGGGCGAGCGGCCGCCUCAGAACGGGCACAGCGGGCAUCGGGGCUCGCCGAGCGGAGGGUACUCGCCGAGCGGUGGGUAUCACCAUAACCAGGGCAGCUCGCACAGUCAAGGCGGGUACCCCAGUCAUGGCGGCCAGCCGAUGUCCAGGGGGCAUGCCUCCCGCGGCUCAGACGACCCCUUCUCCGACGCGAACGCGGUGGCGAUCAAGACCGCCGCGGGCAUGCGCGGGCCCCCUCCGAAGCCCAUCGACUACCCGAGGCAGGAGGAGUACGACCCUCGGGUGCACGGCGAGUAUCGCAGGAGUCCCAGCCCUCGUAAAUACAGGGGUUAGACGUCGUAGCAAUGCCCCCUGCGUAGGGCGUAUCUGUGCGCGGCAUCGUCAUACGCGUUGCUUGCGGUCCUCCAUGGACGCGGACCUACCUGUAACUACUUCACUUGCUACACGCUACCGCGGGCGAUGGCCCCACUGACUGGCUGGUCCAUGCUUUCCUUUCCACAUAUGCUUUCCUUUUUGCUUCUUGCCCUCGUUUCCUUGCGUCGCCCUCUUUCCCUUCUGCUCCUCUGUAUGUACAACCGACCUUUUCCCCGGUAUUUACUUGGCCUGCUAUCCGUCUCUUCGCAAUCUAUCUGUCUGUACCGAUCGCGCCAGAAUUCC